AUGUCAGACCUCAGCGACAUGAGCAAGUUGUUCCGUCUCGACGGAAAGGUAGCAUUAGUAACCGGCUCUCGAGGUCUGGGACUCCACGCUGCAACAGCCUUCCUCAAAGCGGGAGCCAGCAAGGUCAUCCUGGCAGCCAGGAAAGCAGAGGGACCCCAGGGCUUGGACCAGGCCGUGAAGCGGCUCAAUGAACUGCCUGGAGUUCAGGGUUCGGCUGUUGGCAUAUCAGCCAACGUCGCUACUCUGGAUGGCAUUGAGAGUCUCCUUAAGCAGAUCGGAGAGAUUGUCGACAGAUUGGAUAUUCUCGUGGCAAACGCAGGUACUACCUGGGGUGGACCCUUUGAGCCGACGCCAGAUUGGUCGUCACAGAAGAUCCUCGAUCUGAACGUCCGUGGAGUCUUCAAUCUCGUCCGUCUCGCCGUACCAUUACUCGAGAAAUCCGGGUCGAGAUCCGACCCCUCGAGGAUCGUCAUCGUAAGCUCCGUAGCCGGCACCAACGUCACGCAUACCGGCGACCACGGGACGAUCAUGUACUCAGCCUCCAAGGCCGCAGCACAUCAUCUAGCGAGAAACUUCGCGGUGGAGCUGGGGCCGCGGAACAUCACUAGCAAUGCUGUUGCGCCAGGCUUUUUUCCCACCAGGCUUGCAAACGGUCUGAUCCAGGAACUUGGGGGUCAGGAGGCACUUGAACGGGAGAACCCACGACUGCGACUGGGUGUCCCGGAUGAUAUUGGGGGAGUGAUGGUCUUUCUCUGCUCGCGAGCUGGGAGCUAUGUGAAUGGCGAGGAUAUUGCGGUAGAUGGUGGUGCUCGAUGGAAGCAGGGGACGAAUCACAAGUUAUGA
Pseudovirgaria hyperparasitica is the source of this 843-nucleotide messenger RNA. RefSeq names its product NAD(P)-binding protein. The coding region runs from base 1 to 843 and encodes 280 amino acids. Lineage: Eukaryota; Fungi; Ascomycota; Dothideomycetes; Acrospermales; Acrospermaceae. The transcript is spliced from 4 exons. The record is from RefSeq and is a predicted model, not a curated record.